Molecule: messenger RNA, 2938 nt
Organism: Cuscuta epithymum
Lineage: Eukaryota; Viridiplantae; Streptophyta; Magnoliopsida; Solanales; Convolvulaceae
Source: the annotation of a GenBank genome assembly
CUCCCCUUAAUUUACGAAUAUAUACAGAAAGAUGAUAUACAAGUAGCCAUUUAGCCAACCACCGCAUAGGCGCAUACUCACUCUCAGCGUCUCCGGCUUCUCUCCGGUUGUGCUUGUGCGGGGAAAAAGCCCUAGAAAAGCCUAUCAAAUAGCAAACCAGCCCAUCCCCGGAUUCACCUCUGCGCAACUGCAAUUCCUAUGCCUUUAUUCUGUCUGGUGUGCGUCUGACGCCACGCGAUCUUUUCCGAGUUAUUUACUUGGAACUCUUACUGAUUUGGGUAGCUGAACAAGUACAUUUUGUCAAAAACUAUAGAGGAGCUAAUACCAUUCCGAUGAUACCUAGAAAUGGAAAUGCAGCUCACUUUGGGAAGUGAUGCAGAUCUCCAUCCUAGAAGCUCCCCAGAAAAGAAGGAUGGGGGCUUUACUCUUAGACAAGUGAAAUGUGUAGAAAAACUUGUAGAGUCAUCACAAGAACAUGCUUUACCAGAACGGAUGAUGUGCUCACAGGAUCAUGCUGUAUUGGAGCAGGUAACAACAUCCUUGGAAGAUCAUACCACACUUCUGCAGCCAGCCAGAAGACAAACUCGGAAAUGGGCUGCAUGGACGCGUGAAGAGGAAGAAAGUUUUUUCUCAGCAUUACGACAUGUUGGCAAGAACUUUGAAAAAAUCACCAACCGUGUUCAAAGUAAAAACAAGGAUCAGGUUAGGCACUAUUACUAUCGUCUUGUUAGGCGCAUGAACAAGUUGUUGGGGCCAGACUUUUUCCUUGAUGCCAAAAACUCGAAAGACACUAAUGCUGCUAUGUUGCGAUGGUGGUCUUUACUGGAAAAGUAUAGCUGUAAAGCUUCAAAGCUUCACUUGAAGCCCCGUAGGUUCAAAAUUUUCAUUGAGACCCUGGAGAAUCAACUCUUGAAAGACCGAAAAAAGAAUGUCAGAAGGUGUUUUUCUCAAGGGGAAAGCACAUCAACUGCCCCUAUUUCUCUUCCAAAUCAAGGCAGGGCUUCUGGUCAUGCUAGUCAGUCAGUCAAGUUGGUUCUUCUUGAAAAUCAAGACAUACAAAAAUUUGGGUCUGGAAAAGGGUCAUUGCUAAAACGCCAUGUAAAUAUAAGUUCCAACAGUAUCUCUCAUAAAGCAUCUUCUCCCCCUCCUAAACCAGCUAGACACCGGCGAAAGAUAGGUGCUGUAUCCGCUGCUACAUAUAAAAGAUGGGAAAAGGCUGCAAUUGCAGGGGUUUCAUUAGUAGCUGAUGCUGCUGAGCAUUUGGAGCGCACAACCAAUGAUGCUUUCCAGGAUAUACAUGUGCAAAAUGGUUUGGAACAUGCUGGAGGAGUUCCACACACUUUCCCGACUUUGUUGCAUAAUCCGUUCAAUGAGACCAAUUUGCAGAGUUCAAGGAAACUAAAACUCCAACUUUUUCCUAUGGAUGAUGAUACAAGAAGAGCCUUGGAACUGGAUAACCAUAACCCACAUCUGGAGCUCACUCUAAGUACACAGAAGAAGAUAUCAUCAGUAAUGGAACAUCUCAAUCGCAAAUGGGGUAAUUCUAGCGUGGCAUGUGGAGAUUUAUUGCUUUUCCCUUACCAAUCACAAAAAGAAAACAUGGUGCAUUUUCAGAAAUGGACCAAGGAUUCUACCCUCACUGCUGCGAAUGUAUAUGUACUAGUUGGAAGGCCUCCUGUUUUCCGUCUUAGGUAUGGGUGGUUUUCAAAUGCCGAAGCAACAUUUUUGGCACCAUCUCUGUCUGCCAUACCUUGUGGACGUGAUCCAAAUAGCCAUAUUAUGCAAGAAAAACGCAUAGUGUUACCAGCUGCUUCCUCUGAUACCCCUAAAGGGGAGAAUUGUUGUUCUAGUGUGAACAGUAUGAAUAUUUCAAGGAGUUGUGAACAUACUGAAGCUGUUAGUUGGGAACGUUCUGAAACCAUAAUGACACAUGCAGAAGUGUUUAACAAGACUAGUGCCUCAUGUGCUGGGGAAUGGGCUGACAGCCUUACAAACAUAAGUGUUGGAGAUCUACUCUCUGAAGUACAUGCGGUUGAAGAUGCCAAUCGCAUAACUUCCAGAAUACCUACUAGCAGUUCUAAUUAUGUCAAUCAUAUACCAUUCAACUGUGACUCCUUUGAUGCCGCAAUUGCUGCUCAUAUAAAGAAACAUCAAAAUAUAGUGAAUGCACAUACUGCCUCCCAAUCUGAAUUAUCAACAAUUUGGGGUGCCGAAGAUACAUGCGAUGCAUUUGCGUUUCAGGGACGCUCUCACAGUGAGGAAGUGCAGAAUUCUCUCAAGCAUACUACUCCAGAGAAACAGAUGAAUUUGGCAAAUGCUACUACUGCUGCUGUAUCGGGCACAUUACUUGAGGGCCCCCCUGAUACUGGGAAUGCUGUUGAUGCCACGGCUAGCGCAGACCUAGAAAGUGUACCUGACCCCCCCGUCUACUACAGAUGUGGUGAAGGAUUUUAAUGCAUUCUCUGAUGUAUCUUGGGGUGACACUUUAGGACCGUUGGAUUUGGAUAUACCUUCCACUAGAUGUCACCACAGUGAAGAUCUGAUUUUAAGUGAUAGUCUUGGUGGUGGCUUGAACCAGCUCAUAGCUAGCAGUCUGGAUGCUUUCCAAAACUGCUCAUUUUUAGGAUCUGAUAAGAAAGAAGCAAAAUCAACUUUUGACGCUCAAGAACUAUUGUAGUAUUUCCAGGUUGUUGUAUACAAAUUUGCACUUAGUUUUGAAAUUUGAACCAUGGCAGGUUGAGAGAAUGAUCUCUUUGUUGGUUCCUUGUUAAUAUGCAACCCCUUUUGCACAGCACUAUUGACUUGAUCAGCUGUCCAAUUUCGUUUUUGUUCCUUGCUUCGAGGGGGAUACAUAUUUAAAGGGAGUAUUACGUGCAAUAAUUAUGGAUUAAUUAACCUUUUUAGUUGGUCUAUUGAAAAAAAAACUUUUUAGUGGGUC